Molecule: messenger RNA, 8396 nt
Organism: Triplophysa rosa
Lineage: Eukaryota; Metazoa; Chordata; Actinopteri; Cypriniformes; Nemacheilidae
Product: coiled-coil domain-containing protein 149-A-like
Exons: 7
Coding region: 258-749 (163 amino acids)
Source: RefSeq, a predicted model, not a curated record
CUCCCUCACCUUUGAAGUGCGCGAGCUGAUCCAGAGUAAACGUUUAAUGCGUGUUCGACAUCAUGCAGAGCUGCGGAUGACGUCAAACUACCGCGAGACCAUAGCUGUCGAAUCGCUCUCGCGGUACAGUCGUGUCACACGCCGAUCGCUCUGCGUCUGCGCAGCGCUUCUUCAAGUCAAACACGCAACUGGGAAGGUGGUUUAGUCCAUAAUAUUAUGUACUAGCAUAGUUUUUGAUAGAAGAAAACGUCGAAGAAAUGAACGCCUCCGACAGACGUGAAAGUGACUGGCGAGGUUUAGUGAACGAGGAUGAUGAACCUUCACUUCCGCCAGAAAAACGCAAUCAGGUGAAUUUGGCGCAGUUGUUGAUGGAUUCACGGGAGAAAAAUAAGAAGCUGGCUGAAGAAGUAAAGGAGCUGACACAGAGACUAAGUGAGAUACAGGGAGACAAUAAGCUUUUAAGAAUGACAAUCACCAAGCAGCGUCUCGGGGAUGAAGAAGUUGGGGUCCGACAUUUCCCUGCUCAUGAGCGUGAAGGCUUGGUCAGACAACUUGAACAAGCAGCGCUGCAGAGAGAAGAGCUUGAACACAAUCUGAAGACGGUGAGCGAUGAGCUCCAGGAUAUAAGGGCCGAGUGCACUGUGUUUAAGGAGAAAGCUGAACGCCUUAACCGUGAGCUGAACCACAUUCUGGGCGGCCAGGAGAAACGCAUCAUUGAUGUGGAUGUCCUCUGCAUGGAGAACAGAUGAAAUUAGCUCAAUGAACCCUGUCUCGCGUCUCCCAAAACGGGGGAAAGCGGCGCAUCAUGUCAAAGCACUCACGCAACGCAAGUUUCACCUUGGCUUGCCUAAGAUCCCUGCAAGAAGCACUGCGGUGAGAGAGAAAGCACCUGACUGGAGCGGAUCACAAAACUACAGACUGAAAGAAGGUCACAAGAAUAUUUGAUACGUUCAUUUGUUAUGGGUGGAUUAAUUCAUUUGUUUUUUUCAGAAUAACGCCCAACUUGCAGAGCACAGAGUUAACCACGCCUACUUAUUUACAUUCCGUGGAAUAGAAAAAUCUCUUAUGGUUGACAUUUUAUUCCAUGGUAACGGAAUAUUCCGUCAUACCACCCAGCCCUACCCUCAUGUAAUUUCAUACCUAUACAAAUGACUUUGUUCUGAUUAACACAAAGGAAGAUAUUUGGAAGAAUGUUAUUUUCAGUUCUGGAACAUCAUUAACUACCAUAGUAGGAAAAAUUAAAUGGUAGUCAAAUGAGCCUCAGCAGAGUUCAACAGAACAAAAAAGAUACAGUAUUUUUUUCCUACAAUGGUAGUAGAUGAUGGUCCCAGAACUGAAAAUUGCUAUCAUUCUUACAAAUAUCUUUCUUUGUGUUUAACAGAACAAAGACAUUUAUACAGGUUUGAAACAACCUGGGGUGAGUAAAUUAUGACAUAAUUUUUGGGUGAACUAGGCCUUUAAAGUGUUAAAACUUUAAGGCGGCCCUAACACACACGGUUUCUGCCAGUCUCAUAUUAAUCUUGAGUACCUAUUGAGUAGUAUCGCAUACUUCUUAUCUUUGAAGAGUAUUUAGUUUGAUCCAGUCUUGUAUAAAGUACUUGAAAGCAAUACUUGAGUAAAAGUACAAGUAUCUUACCAAAAAAUGACUUUGGUAGAAGUUAAAGUCACCCUUUAAAAUAUUACUUGAGUAAAAGUCUUAAAGUACCUGACAUUUAGUAUACUUAAGUAUCAAAAGUAAUUGUCUGAUAUAAAAUGUACUUAAGUACUAAAAGUAAAAGUAUUUAAAAAAAAGUGAACGGUUAGAAUUUUGAGGUAAUUAAAUCAAAGCAAAUCUCAAGUUCAACAAAAUGCACGGUGCUUUUGAAGAUGUGAGUAAUCCUGAAGGCUCCUCUGUAACCUGCCAUUAAUUAGCCUAAUGUGGUCUAAAAAAAAAAAACUCCACCGGUGUAACACUAAUUUACCUAGGAAAUAUUCGGCCGCCACUUAGGCUAUACCAGAAACCGUUAUUAACCAUUUCAGUAUUAUGUGUUGAAUUAAUUCUGAGGGAAAAUCAUUGGUGUUGUUAAAUAUCUGCACAUUGGCUAAUCAGAAAAGUUAACUAGCACACGUUAGCCUGGCCAUCACGUUAGCCAGAUAUCUGAACAGGCUUAUGAUAACUAAUUCAUGUUAAAUAACGUGAAUUGAAUGAAAAUUAAUUUAACCUACCUCGAUGUGCUUCUUCAGGUUGGACGGGGAGUUUUUUAAUGCCAAUAUUUCAGUGACUCUCGGUAGGCAUACCGGGUUUCCAUCCAAAGUUGCGAAUUUAGCUUAUGCGCAAAAUUGGAAAAUCGCAUAAAACAUUUGCCGUUUCCAUCCAACUAGUCAACCUAAUAAACUGGCACUAAAUAUCAGUAAGAGAAGCCACUGAAUAUAAUAGUUUUGAUAUACUUGCGCAAGCAGACGAUUAGGAAACUCAAUAAAUGCGGUGCUUUUGUGGAUGCCUGCUGUUCGGGAAACACAGUCGUGACAGUUCUAAGAGGCAAUUACAGAAAUACUUGACGACUUUGCUCAGGCGUUUAAGAAUGACCAUCACAACAUUUCUGAUGCUGUGUAACAAGAUCAUUACUCUGGUUAGUCAGGUUACACCGGCCGUCUCAUAGUGCAGUUACGUGACUUUUUGGAGGAAUUUAUUCAGCAAAUGCGUUUCCAUCUCCCAUUAUUCGCAUUAACCCUUUUUCGCAAAAAUGAAAAACCACCUCAAGUGAGCGUAAAAACCUUUUUGCGAAUUAAGGGUUUUUAAUUAGAAAUUUAGCGUUUCCAUCACUCGUUUCUGAUGCGAAACUUCAAAAUGCGAAUAAAACCAGAGUAAUGGAAACCCACACUUAAUCCGGUAGGAAGAAUUUUUCACUCCAAUGUACGAAAAUAUUUCUUGCAAAUACGGCAACGGGUGUGUAACGUUAUCUUCGUCACCACCACGAAGUUCACCAAGUUCGUCACUGUAGUCGAGAUGCUCGUCAUCUGCUACCUGAGUGGUAACGUUAGCAGCAGAGCCUGCAGCAGGUGCUUCCAUGAUGGCAUCAAUAAUGUGACAUGCCCGGACAAGCAGGACUUCUUCUUCGUGCUUGGCGGUUGACAUGACAACAAACAGGCAUUACGUCACCAACUCAAAUUUCUUCUGAAAAUUCUUUAAUUUGUAGUAACGAGUAACGAAGAUGGUUAGGAGAAAUGUAUCGGAGUAAAAGUACACAUUUUAUUUAGGAAAUGUAGUGGAGUAAAAGUGAAAGUUGUCAGAAAUAUAAAUAACGAAGUAAAGUACAGAUAUGUGAGAAUUCUACUUAAGUACAGUAACAAAGUAUUUGAAGAGCUCUUUUCCAAAACGCGAUAAACGCCAAAUAAAAAAAAAAUGAGUUCGUCAUGCCGUUUUGCUGUGUACUGAACCUAUUCACUGCUCCAUCAAUGUUUCAUGCCAAAUCGCUAUAUUUCCUUGUUUAAAAUGUACUGCAAGAUGCAGUUCCUUUCCAAACCGCUAUAAGCGCCAAACCUGUUUUUAGCCUAAAUGCGAUAUGUCCUCUCGACCAAUCAGAAUUCGUUCGAUGCAAUCCAACAUGGCGACGCUUUGAAGCGUUUGUUUGUGCUCAGUCUUCAAAAUGAGUGCUUUAAACUCUAAUAACAUAUUGAUGGCCUGGAUGAGCCAGUGAGACCUACACCUGGGGGUAGAAAACGCCGACUGGACAAAGAAAAUCACAAAAAACCAACAAAAAAAAGGUUCGUCACUCGGUGGCGCGUUAAUACCCACUGUGGGAUGUCAACACAAGGCUGGUGCGACCGGUUUCUGGCAGGCCGAGAAGCUGUCACAAGUUUUAUGAAAGACCAAACAAGGUUGACCAGGACAGGGCCAUACUUCAUCUCCUGGACAUAACGCGAGUGAAAAGGCAGCGUCUGAAAAUAUUUUUUAUUUAAUUAGUGGUAUUUGUAUGCGUGUUAUUUUUAAAUUAUUUGUUUUAUGUGGUGGACAAUAUUGAAAGAUGAAAUUGAAAAUAUUUAUUUUACUAUUUAGUUUGUUACUGUUUAUUCUAUUUGGCUGUUAUUUAUUUCAUGCAUUUGCAUUUAAUUGAUUUUAUAUUAAUUUAUAGUAUGAGUCCCUGAUGUAAUAUGUUGCAUGUUCUCUUGUUUGUUUGUUUUUAAAAAGACAUAAACCAACAUUUUUUUGAAAAAAAGGAUGGAUUUGUAGCGUUUUGAAAAAAUAAAAAUAAACUUUGAAUUUAUAAUCGACAAUAUUGUUGUUUCAUUUAACAAUCAAUGUUUAACAUGUUCAGACUGAGCCAACAGACCAUUUUAACAGGAUAAAUGGAAUAUUAACAAAAUGUAUGGGUCUAGGUAAAAAAUGUCAUUUUCAUGAAAACUAUUAAAAUGGAUUUAUAGCGUUUUGGAAAAGAGCUCUUCAUUUGUACUUCGUUACAUUACAACACUGGUUUGAUCGCAUUUAUAAAAGAUAGAUACAGCUGUACGAUUAUUUCCAAAAUCAUACGGCGCGUGCGGGGGGGAGGGGUAGGCUGAACUAAAGCACGUGAGCAUCUAUUGCCAACAAAACACAGACAUCAGUUUCACUCACCGCAUGUGGUUCAUGUCCAGCAUGUUUUAGUGAUGGUUCGGCUCCAUAUAUCAGUUUCAAACCAUCUCCAAAUCCAGCGUUAUAUCCACCGUUUAUAUAACAUUCAUCACCCAAAUGCAGUGAACAAACACCUGAACUUCGCGAACGUAUGCUCUCUCUCUCUCUCUCUCCUGCACACAAGUGAAAGUGACGUCUGCGCAUGCUCCUUCUCCUGCUCUCCUUGCUGCUGCGUGGGCGUGCCGCGUGCUUUUCCGGGAGAAUUGUCCAAUAAGGGAGUAAGACAUUUUUUUACGAAACAGUUUCAUAUGUUCGAAAAAAACUUUCUGAAACCUGUACGAUCGCUGGGGGAGAGUAUCAGGCACAGAAAUACUACAUAAUACGGCCAACUCGUUUUUUGACAAGUUGACCAUGUUAAGCAUGAGAAGACAGCACGUUUAACAUUGUAAAGAAGUCAGAAUGCAUGACACCGUUGCACCACCCCUUUAAAUCAAUUGCUGUACGAUUAAUACUUGAAGUAGUGAUGACGUCUUAAAAUGUAUGGAAAGAGUCUUAAAAAAGGUCUUACAAAGUAUCACACUUAACUCCAUGAUUUCUGUAUAUACCCUGUACCUGUGGACGCUUACCCUGGUCUGUUACCCGUAGAUGAUUGUGAAUAAACUUUGUGUAAACUUACCUGUUGUCCUCCUCCACUGUAUUCCCAUAACAAACACUCCGUUCAUGCGCACUCUGAACUGAUCGAGAGAGAGAGAUAGACUCGCGCUUAUUCUGAAAUUACAGUGUUAAAGACAUGAUCUACCUGUUUCUUGAUGAUGAAGGUAAUUGGUGCUGCUUCCUGAGUGGAUGUUUGCCUACUUUGUAGAUAUUAAGCUUUUGUGCGCAGCCUAAAAUUGCACUGUGCAGGACCUUCAAUGAGUCAGAUGGAAAAUUGCCCUCCGUCAAUUUGCAAUCGCAUUCCUCCGUGCAUUCCCGAUUGGAAGGUUGGGGUUUCGGGGAACGUACCUGGAGUAUCCACCUGCAGUCUCUCCUCAACCAUGUUUGAUGAUUAAUAUUUAUGAAGUGCAGAACUUACAUCAAAUAAGAUCGCUGUGUGGGCAGAGCUGUCGGCCGCAGCGCGUUUGGUUAGGACACAGCGUCAAACCUGAUUUUUUGCUUGGUGCCAGAAGCAUGAACGACAACUAAAGCAGAUGCUAAAAAAGCUGAAACAAAAAAAGACUUAAACACAAAAAAACUAAUCUAGUACAGAACCUCAAAACCAUGCAUGCUUGAAAAUCUUUCCCAGAUGGAUUACUCUGAAGACAGGCUUGAAUGAAAUUGCAGCAUUUUGUGCAAAUAAAAAGGAACUGUCAAUUUAUUUGAAUGUUGCUUUGCACCUGCUCUGCUUGAUUGUGUUUGUCCAAAAUUUAGUUGCCCUGAUGCAGAUCUCACCUGCAGUCUUUGCUCCAUGUCCUAUCAUUGAUCUGUUGGAGGUCAAGAGAGCUGGGAAAUAGUCCACACACCAUAGCAAACAACAGUACGCCCAGCGAAUACACUGUUGCCGGCUCGCCAUGGUACUCGCCCGUUUCAAGGUAUUCAGGGCAAGUGUAGAUCUUUGUGCCUAAAGAAAAGCAUGCAAAAAAAGUGAGCAGAGGCACUAUCUGAAAAUAUCAUCUUAGUAUUUAUGUAAACACCUGUUCAUAAAGAAAAGUAAUAAAACAUACCCAUAUACUCGUUGUGAGUCGAGCUUUUAAGAAGAUCGCCACACCCGAAGUCUAUCAAUUUGACCUCUAGGGUGACCUCCAGGGUGUAUAUUCCUCGGUCUGCUCCGGAGAACUACACCAUCACCGACCCCAACUACUGGAUCUCACCCACUGUGGAGACGCCACAAGCGGCGUGAGAGAAAGCAGAAGAGGGGUAAGCGCGGAGGUAUCCGGGCUAGGCUAGCGGCUAACCCACACAAGCCAGCUAUCCCCACCAUCGUGCUGGUACGUACGCUCUUUGGACAAUAAACUUGACUACAUCCGAUUACUACGCUCAACUCUAUAAGGACUAUAAGAGACUGUUGUGUUUUUGUGUUCACGAAAACAUGGCUCAGCAACAGCGUACCGGACUACGGAGCGGACAGAGGUCUCGUCGAGGGAGGCAAGACCCGCGGUGGCAGACUUUGUGUUUACAUCAAUGAUGCAUGGUGCCACAAUGCUGUUGUGGUCUACAAACGCUGCUCACCGCUGGCGGAGUUUAUGAUUAUUAAGUGCCGGCCGUUCUAUCUACCGAGGGAAUAUACAGCCAUACUUCUCGUUGCUGUAUACAUCCCUCCCAGCUCCAACAACAACAGGAGUGAGGCACUGAAUGAACUGUACCAACACAUAGGUGAGCAGCAGACAGCCCACCCAGAUGCUUUUCUCAUCUCGGCUGGAGAUUUCAACCACGCAGACCUAAAGAGUGUGUUCCCAAAAAUACACCAACACAUAGACUUUCCAACAUGGGGAAACAACACUCUGGACUUUGUUUACACCACCCAGAGAGGCCCUACCCCUCCCCCAUCAGACCACAUCACUGUCAUGCUAAUGCCUGCAUACAGACCACUCGUUAAAGUCACCAAAACAGUUUGCAAACAGAUACAAGUGUGGCCAGAAGGGUCGUUAGAGGUACUUUAGGACUGCAUUAACACCACUGACUGGAAUAUGUUUACGCAGGCUGCCACAAACAAUAACACCACAGACCUCCAAGAGUACACAGAGACUGUCACUGCCUACAUCAACAAGUGCAUUGAUGAUGUAACGGUCACAAAGACCAUCACUGUGCGGGCCAACCAGAAGCCGUAGAUGACAGGGGAGGUCUAUAGUCUCCUCAAGGCUCGGAACACUGCCUUCAGAGCUGGUGAUGAGGAGAGCCUGAAGACAGCUAGGGCCAAUCUAGCCAGCGGCAUAAGAGAGGCUAAGAGACAGUACUCCAGGAGAAUAGCCCAUCGCUUCAGUGACAGCAGAGACUCAUAGCCUGUGGCAGGGGAUUCAGACCAUCACGGACUACAAGCCCCCACCGCAGACCUGUGACAACACCAUCUCCCUGUUAAAUGAGCUGAACGCCUUCUUCGCUCGCUUUGAGGCACAAAAUGGCAACGCUGCACAGAAGACCUCAACUCCUCCUGGCGACCAGGUGAUGACGCUGUCCCUGGACAGUGUGAGGAGAUCACUCCGAGGGAUCAAUGCACGCAUGCAACUCCGGGUCCUGACAACAUUCCGGGGCGCGUGCUGAGAGACUGCUGUAGAACUCACUGAUGUCUUCAGACAUUUUCAACAUUUCGCUGAGUCAGGCUGUUGUCCCCACAUGCUUCAAAGCUACCACCUUCAUUCCAGUUCCAAAGAAGUCAUCUCCAUCCUGCUUCAAUGACUACCGUCCAGUUGCACUUACUCCUAUUCUCAUGAAGUGCUUUGAACAGCUAGUCAUGCACAACAUCAAGUCUGUCCUGCCCCCUCCCUGGACCCCUUCCAAUUUGCAUAUCGGUCCAAGCGCUCGACCGAUGAUGCCAUCGCCACUGCCCUGCAUGCUGCACUCACUCAUCUGGACAAAAGAGACUUGUACGACACAAUGCUGUUCAUAGUCUUCAGUUCAGCAUUUAACACAAUCAUCCCUCAACAUCUCUCACAAAUUGGUCCAGUUGGGACUAAACACUUCGCUGUGCAACUGGCUGUUGGAUUUCCUGACGUGGAGACCUCAGGCAGUACGGGUCGGCAGUAACACAUCCAGUACAAUCACACUGAACACGGGAGCCCCACAAGGAUGUGUGCUUAGCCCCCCCUCUACACCCUGCUGACCCAUGACUGCACAC